Podarcis lilfordi (Lilford's wall lizard) is the source of this 8986-nucleotide messenger RNA. The record is from the annotation of a GenBank genome assembly. NCBI's taxonomy places the organism in Eukaryota, Metazoa, Chordata, Lepidosauria, Squamata, Lacertidae.
AUGAAAUAUCAGAAAUCAGCCUGGAAGAUGGGGAGGAACUUCCUCCAAGGUAAUCCUGUGCUAAUCCCCUCCCCCAUAAUCAAUUGCUUUUAAAAAAAAACCCGGUCCAUUUCUAUGGUGGUGGUGCUUGGGGUCUUUGAAGGAUGGGAGGCAAUAAACCCUUUUGACAAAAGUGCUACUCCUGUCUCCCCUCAGCAUCCCAACCACAGCUUCUCCGGCUGAUCUUCCUCCUGAAAGCAUCAGCGAGGGACCAGCUGAAGAACAGACUUGCGGAUGUGGUCACAAGGAUGAAGAAUGGGAAGAUCCGAAGGAAGGCGCUCCGAGAUCUUUCUGCCCUCCUGCAGAAGAUCCAGGAAUAUGUGAGUUGCGUGGCGAGUUCCCGCCUCCCCCAUGGAAAUAAAGACACAGGACACCAGUAUUUUAGGUUAAUGGGCAAAAUUAGGCCACAACUUUAUUGAUUACAGGAAUUGAGCGGUAUUGGCUUAGGCUUUGGUCCUAUCGACUAACCGGCUUCAGCCUGAUUGCUAGAAGACUGGCAAGGGUUAACCACCAGUAGGGGGAGUCCUGCUGAUGUACAUCAACUAGGAGCUCCCCCGGGGUCACCGCUCGGGGGCGUGCCUUAGGCCCACACCUCCAUAGGCUUCGGACAGGGCAACGCCCCACGGAAUCCUUUACCGGACUACCCUUCGAUAUGGGGGAAGGUGAUGGUGCUUCCUGCCCCCCCCCACUCAUCUGCAUAACAAUACCCUUAACAAUGCCUAACCGCCAAUGCCGAGGAAGUUGUGACGAUUUGCUAUGAGGUAGGCAAAAAGCCAAAUGGCUGGUGCCAAUUUGCCAAGUGGAAAAAAAUCCUGCCAGGCCCCUUGACAGCGACCAACCGAAGUCCAUAGCAAUGUCAAAGAGCCAAACCUAAAGGGUGGGAGGGUGGGAAAACUGGAGCAGCUAGGGCACUGGCAGAAAGAGGGAAAUCCUCAGGCGCCGGCCCUAAAUAGCGCGGGCCACUCCUCCCGGGCCAGCCGAUUGGCUGGCAAGGGAGAUGACGCGCCCGAGGAUUCCUUGCUCUUGCGGGGGCUGCAAGCCAGCCCCUGAGUAUGUGGGGGGAGGGCAUGAAGCCUCCAAUCCCACCUCCUCUGCAGCUUGGAAGUGGCUUUACUGAAGGGAAGCAUUGCAACCAUGCAGGGCUGUCAAGGCCUUCAGGCUGCUGCUUCUAGGCCCACCCUGCAAGGUGCUCAAGGGACAAUCAGGCAUCCCAGCACAUACCCAAUUUUGAGAACAGAGCUGGGCCAUAGUGAGUAAGACGGCUGAGAAAAGAAGAAAAAAAGCAAACAUUAGGAAAAGAGGGGUGGGAAGUCAAAAAGAAAUCAUUUUUUUUCUGUAGAGGAUGCUAAAUGUUUUGGAAUGUUUGGAAGAUUUAAUAAAACUGUUAUAGGAAAAAUGGUGAUGGGUUGCUUCUCUUAUCAGUCCCUUCUCUGGGUUUCUUCUCAGCCAUCGGUAGCGCUUCCUGCAUCCUCCCUUGGCCAACUGGUGGCGAUUUCCUGUCUUUGUGCACUGGAUCCAGACCCGGAGAGCAGGCAGCGGGCAGCAGAGGCUCUCUGCCAUCUUCUGCCCAUCCUGCGGCACAACGAAGGUAAGACUGGAAGAAUGCAUCCCAGCAUGGGGUGGGGGUGAGCAAGACCCAAACUAACCCUUUGGCUUUCCUUUGCAGAGACGCUGGCACGAACGUCAUGGAACCAAACGCUCAUCUUCAGAGCUGAGAAGGUCCUCAAAUCCACCGGAGGACCGGUUCCUGAACUGUUCGUGAAUAAUUGUUACUCUCUUGCCAGGGUAAGUCGCUGUCUCUCAAGCCACAUGUUCUGGGUUCUGCAGAGGCAGCACCUGGGCUUUCUGCUCCCCAGCCCUGCCCUGUGGGCAUCUCUGACCUUCCUCUCUUGCUUCAGGUCUUUGGCGCCUUUCUCCCUGCGGAGCAGCUCUUGGAGGCCAUGUGCUUCCUGGCCAGAGACCUGGUUGUCGAGAGCAGCUUCAACCCGUUGGAUAUCUCCCACUUACUGCAAGAAUUCAUCAAGCAGUUUGGCGGCACAAAAGUGGAGGUAAGGCAUCUGCAAAGGUAGGAGAGAAGAAGAUUCUCUGCUUGGUGUAGGGGAGGCAACCUCAUGCCAUUGGGUGGCCAGGACACAUGUUAGUUGAGAGGGGCCUGGCAAUGUCAGGACAAGAACCUCAGCCAAGGGUCCUGAGAAACAUGGAUUCAGGGAUGGGGAAUCCUCCUCCUUCUGGGAGCAGACUGGCAAGCUUCUUCUCUUGGCCCACAAUGGAUAGGGGAACUGGUGCCCUGGAGCUGCCUGGGUCCAAUACUCCCCAGGACCCUGAGUGGUACCUUGGAAGGAAGAGGCUGUGGUGGCACAGGUCAAGGGUCCCUCUUUCAAUGAGGGAUGGAGGGAUCCGCCUGCAGACAGCCCCGCUUCCUUGUACUCUCCAAGCAACCCUCUCCUUUUCUCUGACAGGUGAAGGUGCUGCUGGAGGCCUUCUAUAAGAUCAGCCAGGGGCCUACAGUGCAAGGCAGAAGCAUGGCCGUCUUCGCGUUGUCCAUCUUGUCGCACCACCACCUGGCGAAAGUGGUUGCAAUAUCUCCUCCAGUUUCCUUCAGGUAUGGAGCCCUCCAGGUUGUACUGGGCUAAGGGGAAGGUUGGCAAGCUGCAGGGCUUGCUCAGAAAGCCCUUGCUGCCAUUUCCUCUCUCUGGAGCAUGGCAGCAAGCAGAAGACUUGAAUCUGACCAUUGCUUUUGUUUUUGCAUUCACAGAGACUGUGAGAGGGUUUGGAGGGAGGUUUUAGCAUCGGCCGAUCCAGAACAAGCUGAUCCAUCUCAUGGCCAAGCAGAUUUACCAAAGCCCCUUGGCGGAAUCUGCCACCAAAGUGGUAAGGACCAACCACCUGCUUUCUGGCUUCCUUCUUCCCAGGGUAAUAUCUAGGGAUUCCUGUAUUCUGCAGAAAAGCAGAGAAAGUGACUUGCACCCCUCUCUCUUCCAGCAACAUCUCACCAGCCUGUUGCACGCCAUCCUCAGGAUGGAGGACUACAAGGCUGCUGUGCGCCGGAACUUCCCACAGCUGCUGAUCGCUCUCCUGGGGAUGGUUAUGAACUUCCACUAUGACCAGGAAUUCCUCGGGUGAGUAGUGUGUUGCAAGGGGACCAAUGGAGUCCUUUCCCCUUCAACCUCGGGGGGUUUCCAGUCCAGCUUGGUUUUCCAAGGGAGGCUCUCCUUCAGGCGGCUGCUAGGGAGGAAGGACGGGGAAAGAAUUUGAGUGUGUGCCAAUGACCCUCCUGGUAAAACUGGUCUUGCUUUGGUUCCAGAGGGGCUAAGGAAGUUCUGCACCUCCUUCUUGGCACCACUGGAGAGCAAGUGGAGGCGGCCAUCGUUGACCAACUUUUCUGCCGGGAGACUUUCAGCCAGGGGUUGUCUGCCAUGGUGAGGUAAGAGGAAGAACGCGGUGACCUUCCCCAGUGGUCUGGCAAACGGAGCUGAAGGCACGGGAUCGGACUGUGCCCCUGUUUGCUUCCUGCGGUGUCUUUCCCUUCCUUACCAAGAUCUGCUUCUCCAUUUCAGAGCUGUCGGAAAGCGACGCUGGUGGAUCCCUCCCAUGGUGGAAAGCAUCAUCGCUGCUCUCGAGGACCAGGAUUUUGCCGGGAUGCCACAAGUCGCGGCAGCUAUCUACAUCGAGGUGAGGGGGACUGACGCGGGAGGAAAUGGGUGCAGCAAGGAGGUCCUGGCUUGGUUUCUGCCGAGUGUUGGGCUACUUUGAGCCUAAGGACUGUUGCCUGUUUUAGUGCUCCUCAGAGUAGACCCAUUGGAUUUGAUGUACAUGACAAACUUUGGUCCAUUCACUUCAGUGGGUUUGCUCUAUGCAGAAUUGCAAAUGGUGGGUAAAAGGAGAACCUGCCUCAGCCGCUCAUCCCUGAAGAGUUUCUUUCUCUUUGGGCCUCUUUAGCUGCUCAGCUGCCGUCUGGAGGUCUAUCCCUGUGAAGAUACACUGGAGCAGCUCCUCAACUGGCUGAAACAUGACCACCUGCAAGUCCGGAAGCUCAGCGUCAGAGGGAUAUCCCUGCUUCUGGACUCUGACAUGGCAAGUGAUGCUCAGAGGGAGGGAGGGGGGGUACAGAUCUUGAUUCUAAUCAUGGCCCAGCACUCUUUUGCUGGCACAAUACUGAAGGGCCUGUGCUAAAAGGCAUGAGGCCUUUCAGACCUUUGAAAAGAUUCUCUCUUUGUGUAGGACCCUUCGCUUCUGCGGCUCUUGCUGCUGGAUUCCCUCUCUUAUGUAGAAGCUGAUGUCCUCCCAGAAUUGAUAGAGCUGGUAGACCAAGCCUACCAUUCCAGGGAGCUGGAAGAGGAAGACCUGAAUAUGCUGGCAGAAACCUACUGCAGCCUGGCUGCCCAUGUGAGUAUGAGGGGAAACAUGACAUCACACCCGGUGGUGGAGGAAUGCUUUGGAAGAGGAAGGGUGGGGUUUAGACUGGCAUGCAGCGGAGAUGUUCUGGCUUCAGGAGGGUGUUCCUCUGGAAAGUGAUCAGAUGAGAAACACAACCUCUGAUAUUUUCUGCCUACAGGAGGAAGACUCCGUCCGGGCAUCAGCCAUCGAACAUCUGGGGCUGCUUCGGGGCUGGGUGAGAGACCAAAGACUUCCCAUAUACAACAACAGAAGAGGAAGCCAUUAAUGAACUGCUUGUGGUCCUCAUUCACCUCGAAGAUGAGGACGAAGUGGCCAAGGUGAGGGCCAAAGAGGUGGACUUAUGCAGUAGGAGGGAGGGAUUGUUCUCAGGAGCUUCCGAGACUAUGUACUGCAAUUUGUAACCCUCUUCUCUUCUUGUGUUGCAGGCCGCAAGGAGGGCUCUUUCCCAUCUAGCCCCAGAAGUCAAGUGGUGGGCUCAUCCCAACAAAUUUAGCCUCCACUUUGCUCUCCACCAGGCUGCCAAGCAUAUGGUAAGGUCCCUCUGCUUUGUUGGCAGCUUUGCCCAGGCAUGUCUUUGGGAGUGCAAGGCUCUUCUGCUGCGCUCUCAAGCCUCUCUGAUGCCACUUCUCCUUUGUCUUUGCCCACAGAGCAAGACCUUCAGCAAGGACAUCCUUCGGACUGCUGCCUUAUCAUGUACGAAGCCGUCUGCCAACAGGCUGCCAGCAGUCUCCAGGGUGGCAGCUCUGCUUCUGGGUAAGUCAAGCAACGUUCUUCCCUGUAGGGAUGGACAGAAACGUCUUGGUAACGAUGGCAGGGAGGAUGGGCAUGUCCCUAGGCCACCUGCUAGGUAGGCCUCCAUCUGCGCCCAGAUCUUGCUCUGAGUGCUCCGUGAGGGUGGAGGCCUCUAGAGAGCAUACCUGUCCUCCUGCCGAGCUGCCUCUGUCUCUGCUUGCUUUGCACCGAGAUGACGUCCCUUUUCUUGCCCUCUCUCUCUCUCUCUAGGUCAUCUGGCUUUCCGGGAUGCCAGUUUCAUCCACGAUCAAGACAUGGCAUCCUAUGGAACAUGUGAGUGAGACAUACGGAGGGCAGGGAGGGAUGCUUCUGCUGAGAAAGGUCUUCAGGGGAAGGCAAAUUCCCAGAUGUAUGUUCAGACAGAGGUGCCACAAGAUGAACAUGCAAAGAGAAUUGGAAUGUGACUUCACUGCUCUCUCUCUCACACACAAACACACCUGACGGCUGUUUUCAUAUUGUUGAUGGAUGGCUCUUUUCCUGUGUAUCUCCACCUUGCUCAACCUUUCUCCCUUGCCACUCAGGGCUAGAAGAGAUGCAGCAGCACGAGGAAGAAGAGCUUAGGCAGACAGGGAGGAGCUGCCUGAACAUCAUGCAGCAGGCCUAUAGACAUCGGAACGGCAGGGUCCAGCGCUUUUUGAGGUGGCUGCUCCACUGUGUUCACAGGGAACCUUACCCGCAGGACUUCCUGAGCUGCAUGCCAGGUGAGUGAGGCAUCUGGUGGGCUAUUGGGACAUCUGGUGGGCUGUUUGGAUGGGACGUUUCUCAACGAGCCCCUUUCUCCUCCUGACAGAACAUCCGGAGUAGUGCCAGGCCAAGGCAACGUGGACACCAGAGUUGUGCUGCAGAGAUACCAUCUUCUGCUCUCCGCGGGAUCCAGUCUGGACCAGCGCCAGGAACAUCAACACCAUCAGGAUCGACCAAGAGGAGUGGUGCUGCCCUCACGACCCUCCGUACACAGCGGUAGGAAACCUUUUUGUUGUUGUGUUUCUUGUUGAUGUUGUUUUUGAUUGUUGAUUUUAUUGAUUUUGAAUCUCAGGGUGGUUCACAACACCAAGUAUACGAAGCACAAAAUAAAUAAUAAGAAUACUCACUGCACAAAAUUCAUAAUAAAAAUAUCAGAACAUAAUAUAAAUUAAAAUAAUAAAAACAUACCAAAAAAGCCACAAGACCAAUGUAUGCACACUAAUAAACAAUACAAGAGCCCUGAAACAACACUCCAGCCCACAAAUACAAAAUCUAAAUCAACAUAACACAUUUAACAACCAUUUAAAACAACCCCACCUUCUUGAAGAAGGCUGAUAUAUUAGAUUUAGAAGGUUGGAAUACGAGGUUUGGAUGGCACGCCUACCUAACAUACAACAAAGUGGCAGUGCAUAAGGACUUUUAAAUCAUAUAGUUAGAAUUUCAUUGUACAAGGUCUGGGAUAAGUACCACAGACUAUUAGAGCCCCAAAUACCCUGGUGGGCAUCCCCAGUGGAGAUGAUAACGGUAAAAAAGACAAACAUGGACACAAAUUGAGCAGCUUACCAACAAUUAAUAAAGGUAGAACAGGGCCAAUUAAAAAUCAAAUUGUAUGAAGAAAUUAAACAGUAUUGUAACGGCUGGAUUCACUAUCACCUAAUAGUGCAUAUAUUUAAUCAGGAUAAGAAAAUUGGUUUUGGAGAAAAGAAGUCAUUCUUACAAAAGGAAUUAGUACAAAUUAAUAAAAAGACCCUAUCUAGGAUGUAUGAUCUACUUUUGGAAUGGGAACUCAAGGAUGAGAUGCUAAAGGAUGUUAUGAUAAAGUGGGCGCAGGAUUUUGGCCACAACAUAAUGUUAGCUGUGGAAAUUUGACAUCAAGUUCACAGCAUGUUAUACAAUAAGGGAGAAUCUAAUGAAAAUGAUCUACCGGUGGUACCUAACCCCGCCCCGAGGAAUCGGCAAAAAUCUAUAAGCAAAAAACCAAUGUGUGCUGGAGAUGUAACACCGAGAUAGGAACAAUGUACCAUAUAUGGUGGGGUGUAAAGAGAUAAAAAGCUUUUGGAACAAAGUUCAUGAAGAAAUCAUUAAGAUUAAAAAAAAAUCAUUCAACAAGAAACCAGAAGCGUAUGUUGCAAGCAUAUAAUCUUGAUUCUUAAGAUUUUAGGCACUUCUAGCCUUAACAAUUUAAGCAUUAUUAUAGUAUUUAUGGUUAUACAUAAAACGUAAAGGUAAAACUCUUCCAGGUGGCCUUGCCACAUUCCCCCCUUUCAAGCUUAGAAACAAGUUACAGUUGUUUAUCCAGCUUGACUCUCAUGUUGAACCCCGGUAUAGACAACUGUGUCUCUCAAGGGGAUCUCUUCAGGGGGCAUUUCACGAAUUAGUCAAGCAUACUCAUGCUCUUCUUCUGCCGGGGGGGGGGCAGGGCUCGGUAUAUGGCCAUGAUGUGGGUUUCAGUGAGAUUCUUAAUGCUUUGGGCCACCAUUCCUCUGACUAGAGAUAUGCAGCAAGGGGUGAUGCAAAGAAGUAUUAGGAAGACUAAUCCUCCUACCGCAAUGGCGGCCAAAAGGCUAUGUAACCAUCCUACUCCUGGGACCCAAGACCACAUCCAUUCCCAAGGAUUCUGACUGGGUUGGUUAUCAUUUAUAAGGGCCUGUAAUUUUGGCAACUCAUCCUCAAUAGUGUUGUUGAGGUCAUGAAACUUCACUCUGCAGUUGCCUUCCGGGAUAUUUUACAAAAACGUCCUGAUUUGGCAAGGAGAUAGUCAAGAGCAAGUCUAUUAGCUGCUGCUAUCUGGUUCAAAUCCUCAAUCUCGGACUGCAACUGUCAGAGGAUAUGUGUAGUGGCAUUGAUGGUUUUCUCCAACCUGCAUGUUAGGGCAAAUUCACGAUUUUGUUCAGCCACAACUUCCGGAUGUAUGCCAAUGGUGAGGAUGCUAACGAAGCCUCCAUCAACAGCACCCACAGAGCGGGCCAGGAAAAUCUCAUCAUUGCACUGUUCCCCUUGGACUUCUCUCCUCUUUCUGUUUCUAAGAGAGGGUAGAGGAGGAAAAGCCUCCACAGUCACAGGGAAAGUAAAGGCACCUAUUCCCACACACUGAUAAUUACCAGGGUGGUAAUUAGUGGCUAGUCCAUUAUACAAGAACCAAAGAUUGGGGUCCUUGAUCAGCCAGCCAGAACAGAUGGAUCCCUGUCCGGUGAAGUUGACUGUAUAUUGGGGAAAGUAUGGAUACAGAUCUGAGGAUGUGGUGUUGCUUUGGUAAGAGGCGUUGAAGGAACCCCACAACCAAAACUUAUCAGUGCACUGUGUGUAAUUUCCCAGCCAACCUUUAUGUUGGUGGUGCUGGACAUGCGGCCAAUCUUUCCAUUUGGUGUUCCAUGAUCCAGAGGCAUAACAACAAAAGCACAAGCCCUGGGUGGUUCUGGAGAACCGGAAAUAUCGGUAUGUGGCAUCAUUCAUUUCAGAAGGAGGUGUCACGAAAAGGCCACUUUGAUUAUUGAGUAGGCCUGCCAAGACAAUGUCAGGGUCCCUGAUUAGUCCUGGGAUGAGGGACAUGUCAGCUACCUUUCUAGGGUGUUCAUAAUAAAGGGUGACAUUUUCGCCAUAUAUUUGAAACAUCUGCUUAGCAUGCUUUACAAAAACAUUUUCUUUGGUCAUUGGUCUCCUCAAGGUCAAGAUGCACAUCAGGGUUAACAUCAACUUCAUCAUGAUCAAGGAACUCCAGGGGUUCAAGGAGACCAAGGAUACCAACAAUUCCUCGUGGAUAGUCUUUCCAAAGAAAUACCUCCUAUAUACGUAA